Molecule: messenger RNA, 1018 nt
Organism: Drosophila ficusphila
Lineage: Eukaryota; Metazoa; Arthropoda; Insecta; Diptera; Drosophilidae
Exons: 1
Coding region: 188-940 (250 amino acids)
Source: RefSeq, a predicted model, not a curated record
CAUUUUGUUUCCAAAUGUUGUUACCUAAACACGAGCGAGUGCUACGAAUUUCCGCAGGCCGCCAAAGAAAAACAGCUUUUAACCUGGGUCAACGUAACAUUUGAAUGGUUUAAUAUACAGCCAAGGUAGAGCUGUUCUGGGGAAAUCAGUUUCCGGUAAAGGAAGUGUUAUACAAAGUCCUUGCAAGAUGAUGCGAAAUUUCGGGAUGUUAUCAAUUAGGAGGAGCAGCUGGAUGACCCACUGGUGCUCUAAGGAACGGGCGUGGAUGUCCACCCUGUGGCUAAAAGUGCCUGAUAUUGCAGCAUGCCCUCAGAAGUCGUUAAAAUGCCAUAACCUUAAGCAAUGUCGAAGUCUACACGAGAGCACUAAUGCGGAAAGAGAGCCCGGCAACAUCAAAGAAAACGCCAAAAAGCCCGAGGACCUGGACAGAGCUUACGAAGUUUUAAGAACCACGCUGCCCAAGUUGUUCGUGGAGCCCCUAGACUACUCCAUAUACAGCCCGGACCUCAUUUUCCAGAACAACAUCACCGGUAAGCACACGGUGGGAUUGUAUCACUACGUCAAACAGAUCGCCAUACUGCGCACGGUGGGACAUCUAAAGUACGCCUACGUGAAGUUCGAGGUCCUUAAGAUUACAAAGCACCAGGAUGACUACACGGUGAGGAUAAGGUGGCGAGUGAGGGGCAUUUCCGGACUGAAGGUCAUGUUCCAGUUCUGGAAAUACAAGCUUUGGCAGCUAAAAGAAGUACUAAAGGACCAGGAAGCAUGGUACGAUGGAUACUCCAUCUGCUACCUUGGCGACGAUGGGCUCAUCGCCAAACAUAUUGUCGACAAAGUGAUGCCAGACGAGAGUCGGGAGGUGGUAGAGAACCCUUCUGCAACGGCUCUGCCCCCCGGAUCCCUGGCGGCGACCUCUUCCCAGAAGAUCAGCUGCCAAUAAAGUCGUUGCUAGCUUUAAAUGUUACUUAUUUAUUGUAUUACUAAAAGUAAUAAACUGAAGCUCUAAAAUGUUUAGUAA